Messenger RNA from Bombyx mandarina (wild silkworm), 3280 nucleotides. Its product is annotated as sorting nexin-13. Gene Ontology annotation, cellular component: early endosome. Gene Ontology annotation, molecular function: phosphatidylinositol binding. NCBI's taxonomy places the organism in Eukaryota, Metazoa, Arthropoda, Insecta, Lepidoptera, Bombycidae. The record is from RefSeq and is a predicted model, not a curated record.
AUUAGAAAUAUGUGGAUAAAGUUUGUAAUAAUUUUCGUCUCUUACGUGAAUUUUGAGCGUUUAAUAGGCAUUUGUAAAUUAGAUCAAAACAAAACGCUAUAUUCGAUAAUAUGAUAGCAAAGAUUGCAGGAUGGUUUGGUUUGAUUAGCGUAAUAAUCACCGGUUUAUUUGGAAUUGGAAUCUAUUUUUCUUUACUGUUGUUUAUUGUUUCUUUCAUACUCGGUGUAUUGACAUUCCUGUAUUGCGUUUAUGAUAAAAAAAUAUUUUCUGUUGAUAUAGACAGUCCUGAUGAUCCAUUACAAUGUAAUAAUUUCUCUAUUACUCUUCCUAAGGUUCUAGAAGAGUUUCAAAAAGAGGUACCUUUAUUAAAAUUUGAUAGUAGAAUAACAGGAAGUGAAACUGUAGAUUCAUUUCUAAAUGAAAUAAUUGUAAUAAUUAUAAAUGAUUAUGUUACACCAUGGUAUGAGAUUUUGACAAAUGAUGAUGAGUUCACUAAGCAUGCAAUAAAACGUUUGGUGCUUGCUACUGGUGCUAAUGUAGUUAAUAGGAUAAAAUGUGUGGAUUGGAUUAAUUUGCUCUCAACAAGAUUUCCUGAAGAACUAACAACUCAUUUGAAGAUGUUUAAGCAAUCAAGAGUUCGCCUGAAACAUGUAGAGUUAAUGAAUGCCAAAGAAUCAGCAAAUGAUACUGCUAAACUAAGUCCAAAAAGGGAUGAGAAGAAAACACACAGAAGGAACAAGAGUGAAACAGAUUUAUCUUGGUUGCCAGACUCUCAAAUAUUUGGUAAAUCAAAAUUUUAUGAUAGCUCUGAAAAUAUUACAGGGAAAACAUUAAAAGAUAUAUUUUUUGAACUUGAAUGUGCUAUAGAAAAUAAACAAAUGUGUAGAGAUGUGUUCUGUGAUGAUACAGAUAAAGAAUAUGAGCUCCUUUGUGAGGUAUCUGAAGCUAUAUUGUAUUUGGUAGCUCCAGAAGAAGCAUGGGGAUGUCAUGCAAUGAAGACGAUUUUGAUUGAUCUUUUAUCAGCCGUUGUUUUACGCCCCAUAAUCAGCUUAAUGAGUGACCCUGAUAAUAUCAACAGAAUGAUCAUAAAAUCUUGUUGCAAAGAUUCAAUACUUCCAUCAGAACUGUUUUUGAUAGUCAUAAGAAGCUGCGGGGAUGCUGAAGAGUUGGACGCAACUUUAGAAUUAGUAGAAAAGGAUAUACAGAAACUACAUUCUAAAGACAGCGCCGGCGAAUGGGAGCUUCAGGAUCGUCAGAAAUUAUCCUCGUUACAGUACGUGACCAGGAUAAUACAGGCCAGAAGGGCUACGUUAGGUCCUCAAGAAGGUACUCUGAAUAAUUUGAAUACACAAAAAAUGUCCGAGGAAAUUGCGAGAACAUUGAAGUUUUUGAGAGCAACAGCAGCGUGGAAGUCUAACGCGCAAUAUUUACUAGAGAUAGAGCUCCAUGAGUCAGACGCUCCGCACACAUCGAAAGAGGUCAUAGACAACUUACGUUCGUCCGCACUCGAGUUGUGCGAUCUGUUUUUAUCGCCCAACAAACCGCCGGUAAUGGGCGUGCCGGAGAACUGUUAUUCGGAACUCGUCCGUAAAAUCACAACUGAAGGAGAGGAAUUUACGAACAAUCCAGUUGUGUGUUUUGACGAGCUGCAGAAAUGCGUCUGCGAUGCUUUAGAGGACGAUCCUUCUUGGCAAGCGGAUUUUAUGAUGGAAACUGAGGAUGGUACUUACAGAAGUAAUAGUGACCUGAAAACCGAUCCAAAAUCGGACACUAAAAAGUACAGCGGACCCUCAAGUUUGACAGCUAACUCCAGCUUGUCGAUGUCGCACACGGAAAUCAGUAGGAAAGCCAAAAAUUUACUGUCACCGCUAUCGGCUUGUAUCAUAGAAACAGCACUAGUACAAGACAAAGGUCGAGCCUUUGGUAUAUACGCCAUAGCCGUUACGAGACUUUCAGACAACGAGGUGUGGCACAUAUAUAGGAGAUACAGUGAUUUCUAUGACCUGCAUUGCUCUAUUAAAGAAAAAUGGCCAGAACUUGGGAACGUUCCAUUUCCGGCUAAAAAAACGUUUCAGAAUACGUCACGAGUAGUUUUGGAGAACAGGAAACGGAUACUGAACGGCUACCUUCAGACUCUGGCCAGCCUUUCGAGGGAGGCAAAGUACAUGGCGCUGCUGUCGCGGGACUACUUGGGGGGAUUCCUCAGUCCGGUCAAUCAAACCGAAAAACAUAGUAAUACGAUCGAUGCGCUUCUCGUGAACCCCCUGAGAGCCGGAAUGAGGACAUUGAAAAAUAUGCCGGAUCAGUUCGUGAACACUGUCGACGGAGUUAUGGACGGAAUCUCAAAGGUCUUCCAAGGAAAGAACACUGAAAAUUACUAUGACGGCAUUAAAACCGGCAACGCGACCGACGGACAAGACGACGGCGAUGAAAGCAUGGCGCUGAAGCUCUUGGAAGAAGUGCUUGGCAUCCGAGGGUUGUGGCUCAGACGUCGACUACUUGCACCACUCAGAACCCUCAUUGCGGAUCGCGUGAACAGGAAAGUUUUAGAACUGGUAUCGUCGUUGACGUCACCUCGCAACGUGGUUCAGUAUUUGAAAACGUUCAAGCAAUGGUUAACUAGCCGACACAGUGCCAGUUACAGCGAAAGGGAUGCGGCGACUAAAGCGAGAACUAGGGUUGCCGCUAAAGUUGCAUUGCUCUCGGCCUGCUCUGAUGAUCUCAAACAUAUAGUCGGUACAGAUUCAGCACGAAGAGGUCUCCUCACAGUAUUCGAUUUAUUCCAAAUACAAGAAAUCAACAGACGCUUAAUAUUCGUUUUGUUGGAAGUAACCCUAACCAAUCUCUUUCCCGACAACAACAUACAAGGUCUCUUCAAGAAACUUUACUCGAAUUCUCCUAGAGUAUCAGCGCCGAAGAAGAAUUCUGUUAUAUGAAAAAUACUCAACAUUUUGUGUUCUGAUACGAUUCAGAUUGGGACUAUUUAACUGUUAAAUUGAAAUGAAAAGUUAAAAAAAAAUUGAUUCUAAAUAAAAAGGACACCCUUUAUGCAAAUAUAGUCAGAUAGAAUAUACAGGGUGUGAAAUCAUCAUUCACGAAAUCGAAAUGCGAUUAAAUGAAAAACUUAACGUGAAGGGAUAACAAUAUUAUUUUACUACGCAAUGCAUAGUUACUUUUUUAGUCAGUUCAUAAAUAAAUAAAUAAUAAAUAUUUACUAACAAUCACGCCACGUUAACUGGUCCCGUGGUAAGUUCGUAAAGAACUUGUGUUACAGGUACCA